Messenger RNA from Hydractinia symbiolongicarpus, 3606 nucleotides. Its product is annotated as nucleolar protein 6-like. Bases 186 to 3557 code for a protein of 1123 amino acids. The record is from RefSeq and is a predicted model, not a curated record. NCBI's taxonomy places the organism in Eukaryota, Metazoa, Cnidaria, Hydrozoa, Anthoathecata, Hydractiniidae. The transcript is spliced from 26 exons. Gene Ontology annotation, biological process: tRNA export from nucleus; rRNA processing. Gene Ontology annotation, cellular component: UTP-C complex; CURI complex; small-subunit processome.
GUGUAUAAUUCUUUUGCACGUCUCCAGAAAUUGCAUGUUUUCAAAUUUGUUUUGCUUAAAAAUUAAAAAGAUCAAUGUGUUUUAAAAUGCAGACAUUAUUCGUAUUAUCUAUGUUAGCAACGAAUAGCUGUGUGUCUUAGUGAUUGUUUAAUUUUAAAGAUAUUUUUUUUUGUUUAGAAAUAACCAUGAAAAGAAAAAUUGAUGCAAGUGCUGCUGUGAAAAUUAAAAAGAAGAAAAAAGAAAAUAAGAUAUUAACAGCUGAAGAAAGGCAGCGCCGAAAGACAUCAUUGUAUAGAGCCCCUACAUGUGAGGAGAUAAACGAGUUGAAAGAAAAUGAAAAUUUAUAUAAAAAUAAUCUUUUUCGAAUGCAGAUUCAGUAUUUAUUAGAAGAAGUUACCCUGAACGAAGAAAAAACAAAAAAGCUUAACAACGUGUUGCACUCAUUGAAUGAAUUCUUAAAAUCUAUUCCAUCUUCUCCAAAAGAAUGUGAAGUAUCUGGCAGUUGUCUUCCUACUGAUGUUAAAUUUCCAAUUCCUGAUACAAUACCUCGUUCAAAAAUUAAAGGCAAAUUUCAAUUUAUUGCUCCGCAAGAAAUUAAAGUUGUUGGUAGUUACUUGUUGAAAACUUUGACAAAACCAAAUCAAUUCGUUGACAUAGCAGUUGAAAUGCCAAAGGAAUGCCUGCAAGCAAAAGAUUACCUGAAUUAUAGGUAUCACUUCAAGAGGGCUUGUUAUUUGUCUUGGUUAGCAAGUGCACUAAAAAAAUGGGAGCAUAAUGCAGCUUUAACGUUUUCAUCUGAUGAAGAUAUCUACAAACCAAUAAUUAAAAUUAAAUUAAAAGGAAAAAUUGGCAAGAAGUACUCCAUCAGGUUACUCAUCAGUGUACCAGAGGACAUAUUUAAAUUGAGUCGAUUUAAUCCGUUGCAAAACAAUGUUCGAUCUAACUGGUAUGAUAACCUGGACAGUGAAGCCACAGAAGAAUUAGAGUACCCAACACCUCAUUACAAUGCCAGCGUUCUAUCUGAUAUGCUUUAUGAAACACAUUUACACACAUUAUACAAUGCUGUUAAAGAAUGUCCUGGUAUCAAAGACGCAAUUUGUCUAUUUAAAGUUUGGUUAAAGCAGAGAACGUUUAAGGGUGUUUGUACUUUUAAUGGUUUUAUUGGUUCAAUGUUGAUGGUGUAUUUACUCCAAGUGAGAAAAAUAUCUUCACAUAUGAGCUCAUAUCAAAUCUUCAGGAUAGUACUCCACUUCUUAGGAACUUCAGAUUGGAUUAAAAAUGGAAUAAGUUUGUGUACUGAUGAGAAUAACAAGUGUAAAGUUGGAGACUUCCAUGCAUUAACAGAUGUUGUAUUUGUGGAUGCAUCAGGUUUUUUUAAUCUCUGUUUUAAUGUGAACAAAGUGACUUAUGAAAUGAUUAAGUAUCAAGCACAACUCUCAUUGGAUAUCUUAGAUAACUCUAUGAUUGAUGGAUUUAACGCUUUGUUUAUUAAAUACUAUUCUUUUAUGCAAUCUGUCGACCACUCUUUCAGGUUGUCGCAUUUAAACUCAUUCAAGGAAAAACUCCUAAAUGAAGAGACCUACAAGAGUAAGAUCGUUGACUUCGGUGGUGAUUGGUCGCUCUUGCUUGCUGAAAUGGUGGUGCCUGUACUGCAGAAAGGUUUGGGUAAAAGAAUAAAUCGUAUCACCAUGAAACCUUCAAACUGCUGUGAGUGGACAGUAACUACGAACCCCCCUGGAUUUUCCAACCGAAAUUUCGAAUUUGGAAUUUAUUUAAACAAUGAAUUUUCCGACAACAUAAUAGAUAUGGGUCCUCCAGCUGAUCAACCAGAGGCGAAAGAAUUUCGAGAUUUUUGGGGCGCUAAAUCAGAGUUACGUCGAUUUCAAGAUGGUAGCAUCAACGAAGCUGUUAUAUGGCCGUGUGUAAACAUUGAGGAGAAGAAAUUGAUUUGCAGAAGAAUAGUUGAACAUUUACUUAAACUGCAUUGCAACAUUACGUCAUUAUCGAUAAAUUACCAUGGUGAUGAGUUUAAUUGUCUGCUUAAGCCCAAGUAUGUUGUUGAAGAAAUGAAAUCGAAAGUGAAGCCUGGUUGCGGCGAAGAGGAGUUUGUCAACUUUAUAAAAACGUAUGACGCGCUAUGUAAACAAAUAAGAAAUCUUGAUGAGCUGCCGUUGCGAAUAAAUUCUAUACAUGCAAUUGAUCCAGCUUUCAGAAUGACAGCGGUGGUCCCUCCGUCACAGUUUAAAACAAGACCUGACAUCCAACGAAAAUUUCUGUUACCAAGAAGUGGGAAAAAAUGUCCAACCUGGUGCCCAGUUUACAAUACUUUGAUUCAGUUUGAGACAAGUGGAAAAUGGCCUGAUGACAUCGAGGCUAUCCAUCACAUCAAAGCAGCGUUUCAUAUAAAGAUUGCAAGCUGCUUAAAGCGUGUCGGUAUACCUGCAGUAUCUACACCAACCUUUGUUGACGUUACCAAAAAUGGUUACGUGUUUCGCCUCUCGGUUGUCCAUUAUCGUGAAAUGGUUCUAUGUACAGAAAGCUCUGCUACAGGAUUACUUAAAAAACAACAUGAAAUAACAAGCAAGGAGCUCGACUUGCUGAUCGUCAAGAAACCUGUACAUAACACUUUAAUACACAGUUUAAAUGGCCAACAUAACGCGUACGCCUUAACAACACGUCUUAGCAAACGUUGGAUCGCAUCGCAGAUGCUUUCUGAUUACUUGUGUGAUGAGGCUAUCGAGUUGAUAGUGGCCUCGCUGUUUCUAUCUCCGGCUCCUCUGGAAGCACCCAGUUCGCACUACAAUGGAUUCUUGCGCUUUUUAAAUUUCUUAACGAAAUUUGAUUGGCAGAAUGAACCUUUAAUUGUCAACUUAAAUGAUCAACUGACAAUUGAGGAUGUUGGAGAGAUACAAGAAAGGUUUAGUGCGACUCGCUCUCAAAUUCCUUCUGCUGUCAUAGCAACGCCAUACGAUAAAGAAAUGUCGGUGUGGACAAAAACAAAUCCAUCAAAACAGAUUCUACGUCGUGUAAGUUUAUUGGCUGACGCUGCGUUGAAACUAACGGAAGCCGACAAUUACAACUGGUGUGAAGACACUGUAAAGCAAAUGUUUCGCCCUUCAUUGGAAGACUACCAUUAUAUUAUUGAAUUAAACAAAGAGUUUGUUCCACUUUACUCGCAAGCAAUUGACAGUAGCAUUCUAAUCAAACCAACUGCUGUUAAAAAUACAAUUAUUAACAGUUGUAUACCCGUGGUCGAUUUUGAUCCUGUAAAAUUGUACUUGAAUGAACUUCGUGAGGCAUUCUCUGAAGUGGCAAUGUUUUUUUACGACGCGUAUGGAGGUACAAAAGUGGGUGUGGUAUGGAAACCCUCUGCUAACACUCCUCAACCAUUUAAGAUACUGCAUGCUCAAUAUAAAAUGUUGGUGAAAAAAAAGAAAUCUCGCAAGAAGGAUGUUCUUUCAAACACUGAUACCAUGGUUGCCAAUAUACCUGCCAUUUUAUCCGACUUCAAAGUGAUUGGAAAAGGUUUAGUUGACGCUGUGAAAGAAAACUCAUGAUUAUAAUUUUAUACUCUGGUUUUUAUUUUGAUAAUAUUUUAAAACACGA